Dermacentor albipictus is the source of this 890-nucleotide messenger RNA. The record is from RefSeq and is a predicted model, not a curated record. NCBI's taxonomy places the organism in Eukaryota, Metazoa, Arthropoda, Arachnida, Ixodida, Ixodidae.
AUGGGCUCCCAAGGAGCGGUGGUUGCGGCUAACAGCGGCUGCGGUGACAGGAUCGACGGAAUGGAUACCGAGGGAUACGAUGUGGUUUUGCCUACUCUGCCAUCAGGUCGUAGUGUUUUGAAUACGUUAUUUUUGCACGCGGAUGUCCGGUCGAGGCCUUACCGAGUCGAACAUUUCCGGGACACGUUGGCGCGUCUUGGUUUGCUCCCCGAAGUGGUAGCCUUGGGGGCAUAUCAGAUGAGCCACGUAUGGGCUGUGACUUUCAAGAGCACGGAAGGGAUAAAGAAGGCUUUGGCAUGCGGCGAAAUAAAGGUGAACGGCCAACGUUGUUUGGUUAUUGAUCCGGCAAACCAGGACGUGCGUCUGAAGCUUCACUGGCUUCUUUUCAAUGUGGCUGACGAUGAUGUGCGUGUAGCGCUUGCCCCGUUCGGAAAGGUGACCGAGGUCUCGAAGGAAAAGUGGAGAGUUCAAGGGGUCCAAGACAAGGGAUCGACGACACGCCUCGUCCACCUCAAGCUCCAUAACGGCAUUAAGGUUGAUGACCUUCCACACCAGCUUCGCGUAGCCGGUGACAUGGCCCUUCUAGUCGCGCCCGGAAGAGCGCCACUGUGUUUGCGGUGUCACAGUAAGGGCCAUAUCAGACGAGAAUGCCGAGUUCCUCGCUGCACGCACUGCCGUCGUGUUGGACACGAAGAAUCUCAGUGCGUGAAGACGUACGCAAGUGUUGCGGGGCCGGCUGGUGGAGAAGACACUGCGGAACUCGUCAUGGACGAAGCUGACGCUGAAGAAGCCGCAAGCGAAGCAACGUAGAAGCUCGAGGAACUUGAUGAGGCAACGAUAACCCCGCCCGUCAUGCCUCAGGACGCGAGCGUUAACAAGGAAAGCCGAAA